Molecule: messenger RNA, 1937 nt
Organism: Oncorhynchus gorbuscha (pink salmon)
Lineage: Eukaryota; Metazoa; Chordata; Actinopteri; Salmoniformes; Salmonidae
Product: protein aurora borealis-like
Exons: 10
Coding region: 131-1873 (580 amino acids)
Biological process (GO): regulation of mitotic nuclear division; regulation of mitotic spindle organization; activation of protein kinase activity
Cellular component (GO): nucleus; cytoplasm
Molecular function (GO): protein kinase binding
Source: RefSeq, a predicted model, not a curated record
CACUUCCUGUUAAUUUCUAUUGGUCAAUGGGGGUUGUGGGAAAAUUGAAAUCAACGUUUGAAACAACUGAUUCUGGAACCUUAUUUUGGUUGUGCUGAAAACUUCUGCAGCUGCUGUUUGUGGCCAGACUAUGGGAGAUCUUCCAGAUGUCCAGAUCACUCCUGAGACUCCAGGGAGGGCAGCUAUCCGUAACCCCUUCGAGAGCCCCAACGACUACCAUCGCCUGCAAGAAUCCGUGGUCCCCAGCCCCUCUGUCUUCAAGUCCUCCAAGACCUCCGGAACCACACCAGCCAAGUUUAAAUGGGACAUAGAUGAGAUGUCUAGCCUGCUCCCUGUGGACAUAGAUGCUGAGGAUAUCCACCGCCAGUCCUUGUACCUCAGUCAGACCAGGAUGGAUUCUGACAUCGAGGAGAAACGUCAGAAUGCCAUCGAGCAGUUUUUCACUAAAGGUGCCAUUGUGCCUUCACCAUGGACAGAACCAACAAGCAAACAGAAAUCAGCACAGGUGCACUUUGGGAAGAGUUCCAUGUCCCCACUGAUACUAGAAGAGCCACUACCAACUAAAAAGACCACAGUAGGCUGCCAGACAGUCCUGUCCUUACCUGUGGACUUCCACCUGGACAAAAUAUUAGGAGAAUACUACAGAUUGAAGGAGGUGUCUCAGCAGGAUCAGGUUCAGGAGACCCUGAGCUCCUCGUCUCUGAGACGGAAGUUGUUUUUGGACGGCCAAGGGAGUGGCUCUGAGUCCUCCAACCCCCCCAGCCCAGAAGGAGGAGGGGGGGAAGGAGAGCCCCCUGGGGGAGGAGAUAGAGAUUUCCUCUCACCCAUGAGCGCCUCUCCUCUGUCCUGCCCGUUGUCUGGCAUGUCUGCCCUGACCCCCUCCACUGGUCUUUUCUCGUCCAGCCCUAUCCAGGGUCGUUACCGAACCUACAGCCUGGGAAGUGUCACCAGCCCCCUGUGCCCUGAGCGGUCUUCUCCUGCUGGCUUCCAGUCCCCUGCCCUGUCCCCCAUCGGGCCCCAGUUCACACAGACACCCGUAGCAGGAGAGAGGAGGAAGCUGAGCUUCGUGACCCCUGAAGGUGUUCCCCUAGACAUGGACAUCAACUCCUGUACAGAGAGCCCCUACGUAGACGGCUCCCCGGGCCGGACCCAGGUCAACCCUCAGCUCAGACCCAGAGCCCACUGCUGGGCCUCACCCCCAACCAUCUCCCCCAACCCUUCCCUCCAGCCCCCGGGCCGGACCCAGGUCAACCCUCAGCUCAGACCCGGAGCCCACUGCUGGGCCUCACCCCCAACCAUCUCCCCCAACCCUUCCCUCCUGGACCAGGGCAAUAUGUGUCCUACUUCACUACCACCCAUGGAGAUGGGCUCCUGUUCCCCCUCUCCGGAGCCGUGUUUACCCAGGACCAGUGGGGGUCUGCUGGGGAUGGAGAGGCUGUGUGAUGGGGGUUCGGGGAUGGACCAGCCUCUGUUGGACUCAGUGAAGAUGGAGGAGGAGGUGGAGGAGAACGGCGAGGUGGAAGUGGACCUCCCUGUGGAAGAGGAGGAGGAGGAGGAAGGAGGUGUGACUCCUGUUGGUGUCCGGUUGACCAGCUCCCGUGUGGGGGCGAGCGUGAUGGCCGCGGAGGCGUCUCAUAUGUUUGUGUCUCUGCUAGCUGAAGGAAGCAGCAUCCCUUAUGACAACAGCAUGCAGGUGGACAGUGGGUACAACACAUACGCUGGCACCGCCAGCCUGAUAGAUGCCACGAGUUCAGACAGCCAGAGUAAGGAGUCCUUUGACGCAGCACACAACCCCGACGAGGUCUUCCCUCACAGCAGACACACUAAGACCAAGGUAACGGAACCCACAGCAGACACACUAAGACCGAGGUAACGGAACCCACAGCAGACACACUAAGACCGAGGUAACGGAACCCACAGCAGACACACUAAGACCG